GUUUACGCAGGGAGUUAUGGAUUCGCAGGGGUAUCAAUUACAGGAUCGGGAAGGUUCAGAAACAACAAAGAAUUUUGGGCAAUAAGAUCCGGCGAGAUCAACAAGGAUUAUAUCGAAGAGGGAUACUAAGGAAAUCAAAGGCGAGAUUGGGGUUCUCAAGAAAUCAAGAUAUCCUCUUGGAGGGAAAUGAAGAGUUCAUUGCAGGUGAUGAGGAAUUUCAAAAUCUAACUGAUGGUGAGAUGGAGGAGUUGGAUACUUUACAAGUGGACAAUGAUGGGGUUAUGGAACCGGGUGCUCAGAACAUAGCAGGCGGGGAAGAGGAGAAGAAGAAAGGAACUCGCAAAGCUUUGUUUAAGCCAACCUCGCUGGCGGUAGGAACUUCGAAGAAACUGUUUGUCCAGGCAGUGUUAUCACCAAGGAAAAAGGUUCAGGGUAAGGUAGGAAAGAAGCAGGGAAAAGUCACAAGAAAGAAAGAGGAUAAGGGCCCUUCAAACCCGAUCUUCUUCAUGAUUUUAUAUCCAGUGGAGAGCAGUGAAGUGAUGUCCUGUGUGUUGUUGGUGUUUUGCAAUUUUUUUCCUUUAGUAAUAAGCUCUGUGAGCGUUUUCUUGUUGCUGGUUUUAAGGUUGUUUAGGCAUAGUGUUGGCCUUCUUUUGCUUGCUUGUUAUAAUCGUGAGUUACGGUUAAGGAAUAAAAUGGUUGUUUUGGGUUUAAUUGUAAUUGGUAUUAUGGUAUCUGGUCAAAGUGCGUUAUGUGGUAUGAUGGGUUUACAAUGGAAUCUGGUUCAAGUGUGUAAGCGAUGGGUACUAUGGACUAAAUUGGCAAGCAGCAAACAAGGUCAAAGGUAUGUAAUUUGCUUCAGUCAAAUGAAAUUUUAUAUUGGUCUUGGGGGAGAAAAGAAUAAUUUUGGUAAAUCAGAGAGAAAAAUAAGCGUAUUAUGGUGCUUGGAAGUUCUACUAAGCUUGUAUAAAAGGAAGAUGGAAUCUUUGGUUGCUGACGUUCGUUUGGUUACUAUGGAUACAAUGGAGAUUAAACAAUUAUACCAGAAUGUGGUAUUUAUUUUUUCUGCAGGGAACAAGGAAGCUGUGUGUGUUUGCUGGCGGUUUUUCAUAAGUUCAUUAGACAUGAGCAGUGUGCAAGGUUGGAAUUGGAUUAUCUUAAUAUGGUUACGGUUGUUGGGAUCAAGAAUAAGGGAUAAAGGGAGAUCAUUACCUCCACAAGUCUUGGCUCGAUGGAGCUUACUUUAUAAUAUUUUUUAUGAAAGUACUCAGUUGGAAUUGUCGUGGCAUGGGAAGUAAAUGGACUAUAAGUUACCUCCGGGAAAUUUGGUACAAAUAUAAACCUGAUUUUUUAUUUUUAUCUGAAA
This is a messenger RNA of Raphanus sativus (radish), 1363 nucleotides long. RefSeq lists its product as uncharacterized. The transcript has 2 exons. Lineage: Eukaryota; Viridiplantae; Streptophyta; Magnoliopsida; Brassicales; Brassicaceae. Bases 240 to 1295 code for a protein of 351 amino acids. The record is from RefSeq and is a predicted model, not a curated record.